Striga asiatica is the source of this 4594-nucleotide messenger RNA. Lineage: Eukaryota; Viridiplantae; Streptophyta; Magnoliopsida; Lamiales; Orobanchaceae. The record is from the annotation of a GenBank genome assembly.
UCUCAUUUUAACCAAAAUGCAAAAUUAUUGGUAACCAAAGAGCUUUCUCUAUUCUACUGAGUACUGACCAAAAUUGCUAUAGUGGCGAUCUGUUUCGUUCUGUUAAUGGCUCACCAUUCAACGACAUUCAUGUGUUUUUGAACCAAUGGCAGCCGGUUUUUUUUUUCUAUUCUCGGAAGACUGCUUGCAAAUUUCGUCCUCGGACCAUUUUCUCAAAUGAUUUAGGGUUCCUUAAAUAUCAGUAAUUGAAAGCAGAUUCUUGAAGAUAUGGCGGAGGAUGUGGCGGUGGUGCAAGACGAAACAUCAAACGCCUGCUGCGACGGGUUGAAAAAGAAGUACUUGAAGCUUUUGGAGAAGUAUUCAAAGCUUGAAGAGAUUAAAAACAAGUUCCGCAACUCCACCGCGUUGGUACAGAACAAAUACGAUGUGAUUGAGAAAGAAAAUGGAGUUCUCAAAAAAGCAUUGUAGGAACUCAAAUUCCAAGUUAAUACGUGGAAAGAUGAGAAAGAAAUAGAGUUUGGUCGUCAUGUUGAUCUUGACGAUGAAGUUUCUGCUCUAAAGGAAGAGAUCCAAUUGCUGAAGCAGAGUCAUAAUUCUGCUCCUCCAGAUGCAGCUAAGGAGACUCAAGAACGUUUUAAUUCAUCUGAGAAAGAUAUUAAGCUACUGAAGGAACUUCUGGAGAAAGAGAAGGAAAGAGUAUCUUUGGAGAAAAAGAAAGCUCAGUUGGAGAAGAAGACAGCUGACGAGACUUUGAAGAAGGUCAAGCUGGGGAAAAAGAAGGUUAAUGAAGCACAUAAAGUGGCUACUGGAGAAAGGAAAAAAGCUGAGGAAAAUAGGCUCUUGUUGGAAAAAUUAAAGCUGGAAACUGAUGCAGUAAAAUCAACUUUGGCUUCAGAGAACUCUAAAAUUGAAGCCGCAGAGAAGAAAGCCGAGGUGGAGAAACAGAGAGCUACUCGAGAAAGGAAAAGGGCUGAUUUGACUGAGAUAAAAUUAGAAGAGCAACGUGAGCAUGCAGAAACGAAUUAAAAGAAGGUCAUCUUUGAAAAGGAACGAGCUGAUGAAUUAAAUCAAAAGUUGGAAGAGGCUAGGUUUAGGGCUGAAAAAGUAGAAGAGUUGAAUAAAAAAUUAUGCUCUGAAAAAGCUGUCAAGGUUCAAACGGAUAAGUCCAGAACUGGCAAAGAUGCAAAUAAAUCAAGUGAUGGUUGCAUGGAUCUGCUAAAGAAAGAUGCCCAAUUGCCAAAAUGGAUGGAGAAACUUCUCAUGGAUAAAGAGCAAAAUAUUAAUAGGGAGAGAAAGCAUGCUGAUUCAGAGGGAAAGAAAGCUGAGAAACAUAAGGAAGUUGCUGAAUCACAGAAAAAGCUGGCCCUGGAACAGAAGAAUCGAGAUGAUCAACUGUCUAAAGAAUUAGAUAGUUGUAGGUUGAUGUUAAAAGAAUUACAAAAGGAGCUGAAGGAGUUUAUUUUCCAAAGGACAAAUGCAGAUCAUGCACGCCUGAGAAUUAAUGAGGAUAUAACUGAAACUUAUACAGAUAAGCUGCUUAAGAAGCGGUUGGGGCUAGAGAAGAUGCUUGCAAAGCAUGCCAAUGAGACAGCAAAUGUGGAAGCCCUUAGUAACAGAAUGCUACAUCGAGAACUAUUUCAGUUGAAGCAGGAGUGUCUUUUUUUCCAACAGCGUUUGGAUUUUCUAGAUAAAAGUUUUCUGCACGGCCUCGAAGGUACACAUCAUCUCGAAAAGACUGGGAAUCUGACCUUGACGAGAGAAACAUUAGGCUCAGAUGGGUGUCAAAGGCCACUCGUAUUAGGUAUAGAUUCUGGACUGGAUCCUCAAUAUAGAGGUUCCGACCAAAACUUGUUACAGAGUUGUGUGAUAAAUUCAAAUUCGGCAUUUUUUUCUGAUCGAACAUUGGUGGGAUCACAGGAUAGACAUACCUCCUCUGUCACUGCUUCAGAUAAACUUGGUGAAGAUGUAUCAAACCUCAAACCUACUGUAUCAAGGUUGGCGGACCAGAGGGGAAUGAACUACAAUGAACAUGUAGUAGCUGAAGCUGAUAACAACAUAAGAAGUUCAUUUAAAGACGACGAUUAUGAAAUGAGAGUUGUUUACUCUGGAAGGAGAGUUGUUUACUCUGGAAGGAAAAGGAUUCUUGAUGCGAUGGAGUCCAUUGAAAAUUCGUAUUCUAUGGAAGAGAAGCUACAUCAACGUGUAUUACAUAAACUUUCCCUCCUUGAUGGUUUCCUCAAUGGCCAAGAGAAAGAACAUGAAGACAUUCUGCAAGAGAAUCCGAGCAGAAAGAUUGUUAGACCGCGCAAGAGGAGAAAAACGUCGCAGGAGGGAAUGAAAAACAUUCAUCAUUCAGAAAACUCUGAGGAGCCAAAAGGCAAUGUUGACUUGGGUGUUGAUCAAGCUGAUGCUUUUGUUCGUGCUUCACCACCUCAAGUAGAUGUGAUGAGAAUUGGUUGGCAUUUGAAUGGUGGAGAGGAUGAUAAAUUUGGAUGGAGGAACCAGUGCCUUCCGCAAGACUUCGAUGACAUGGCUGCUUGUGACCAUAUGAGAUUGCUGGACUUAGAUGACGCUGAUGAUGAAAGCUCUUACCUUCGGGCUAUUUCCAUGCCUCUCUCUCCUCUGCUACCUGAGGUUGAUAUUCACGGUGGUAAGAAUCUUGAAGUAGAUAAUCCUGAAGUGUUGACAUACAAAGGUUGUCCAGAGACAUCAGUAAAUACAAAGGAUAAUUCAUCAUCAAUUUCUAGCUUUCAUAAUAUGGACAUGGAGAAGAAUCCCACUAGCCUGGUUUCUUUGAAGUUGCAGCCUAGGGGUGAUUCCGUUGACUUCUUAAAAUGUAAAGGUGCCUAUUUGAGUAGUGAUACUCUUCUUAGGCAGACCCUUGUUACUGAUGGAAAGUCGAGGCUGCCAAAUCUAUGUGGUUCUGGAAACAAGGAACCUAGUGUAGAAAUUCGACUUGUUUCUCCUAAUGACUGUCUUCCAAGCUAUUUUAUAUUACCUUCAUACAAGAAAGACAGUUCUAGCAUCUUGAGGAUCCUUCAGACAAUGGUGAGCUGCAUACCACGAUGUUCUUUCUAUCAUUCAACCGAGAUGUUCCUUCGAAGUAUUCAACAUGCUCUUUCAAAGGCAGAAGAUCUUUCAAUGAAGGAGAAAGUCUGUGUAUUCUUCUCGUUAUUACUACAUGGGAUUUCUGAGGUUAGAGUUAGCAGGCCGCCGGAUUUCUUGGAUGAUAAAUUACUCCAGUCAUUUGAUUCGGGGGAGAUGUUUGUUUGUGGUGAAGUAUCUGGUAGUCCGGAGGCUACUCAUCGUUUUAAGGCAAAUCUCGUUCUCAAUGGUAAUGCCAUAAUAGUAUUUGAAGUGAUUGCUUCAGCCCAGCUGUUGGUUGCUGGGGCAAGUCUUUUAGCGUCAUUGUGCUUUGCCGUUGGCUAUAUUGGUUUUGUUUGUGAGAUGUCAUGCAACAUUAUCACAAUGAAUAAAUUCGACCAUCACAUGAUGCUGGCAGUUCUACAUGCUUUUGCCCAUGUAUGCAGCUCCCAAUAUUUUGCCCUUCAGCAGUAUUCGGUGGCAAUGACUGUUGUAAAAUCUCUGGUUACGUUUCUUGAGAAGAGAGUUAUGUCGGACGAUUCAAGUUCUGGACCAUCAAUGGUUGAAAAUCGAUCCAAAUUUUGCGUAUGUAGAAAUAAUUGUCCGUUCUCAGAGGGUGGGCUAUCCUUGGAGGAUGUUGCGUCAUUACUGUUGGAAAAGCGUCAGAAGCAUGGGCAGUAUAAUUGUUUGCCACAGGGUCUGCUAGUUCCAAGAGUAUGUUCUCAUGAUGAGACAACAUUAAAAAUUUUGGACUUGAGAGAGGAUGUUCUGUCGAGUUUAACAUCUGAUGAGAAUUUAUGCGACUUCAGGGAUACUCUAUCUUUGCUUGAGAUCCUAGCUUCUUUCAUUAGCUGGGACUGGACAUUUGACCACAUCAUAGUUCAACUUUGCGAGUAUCUUGAAUCUCAUCUCACAGAUACUCAUCUCACGGAGGGUUUCUCUGCCGCUAUACUCGUGCUUCUUGGUCAACUUGGAAGAGUAGGAUUUGGUGCUAGUGUAUAUGAGGAUGCCCAAGUUACGAAACUAAGGAGUCGGCUAUCGGAAUUUGCAUGUGAGACCACUUUUCGGAAACUAAACCUUCCUGUACAAUUUGCUAUUGUAACGUCCUUGUUUGGCCUAACGCGGAUAAAAUUUGAUGAAGUUAUCGAAGGUAAAGUUGAAAUUGCUGCAGCCAUGUGUGAAUCCAUUCCUGCUAGUUUUGUAAAAGAUUGGUUUUUCCGAUUGAGUUGUGAGCAACAAUCGGCUUUUAGGCUCCAUCAGGCUGGAAAUAUUCAGUCAUGACACUUUUCUUUUUCAAUCGAAUGUUACAAGUUUUGGUGCAAUUUUUUAAGACUUGGUCAUAUCUAGACAAUAGUUUUUAGUUGGAUGUCAUUGUUAGGCCUAUAAACGAGCCAUAAAUCGAACUCGAGUUCGGCUCGUUUAUCAAUAUUAACGAGCCGAGUUCGAGCCUUAACGAGCCUAUCUCGAGCUUUGAAGAGUCGAACUACAGAAAAUUAUAAAAAAAAUUCAC